CAGUCUUCAUUACAGUCGGAUUUCGCCCAACCGGAAGUACGGUAAUAAAAUUAGAAUUAUCUCGUGAGCGAAUAAACCUCGAGGCCCUGAAGACACGCAACGAGAAUCUUCAGGGCUUCCCGUCGAGUAGAUGAAUUAUUUCCUUUGAGCGGAUUUGCAAUCGCGAUCCAGCUCGAUCUCACCUUGCGAACGUUUCAGGUGGCAGGAGCGUUCGAGAGCCGAAAACCUGAUCCUGGAGAGCGAGAUGACCCUCGACGGGGGAAGGUUCUGACGAGAUUCGAGGACUUUGAAAAAAAGGAGAAAGAGUUUAAGGCGACGACAAGGGCCCUCGGAUCCCCGCAUCACCCCGAAGAGGAGCCUGCGGAUAAAACUCGACCCUGGAGGGUACCACGAGGAGCCCUGGAAAGAACCAGCGACGCCAUGCGGUGGCCGCUCGCGGCCGCUUUGGCUUUGUCGCUGACGUCGGCCCUCGAAUUGCGCAGAGGAUGGAUCUCCGGGGGAGCCCACCUGCCUACCUUCAGCAGGGACUCCGUCGAGAGGCUGCCAGAAGUCCCGGACCAGGGUGCGCCCUUCUCCAUGAGACUGCCUCUCAGAGAUGCCGUCGAGGCCCCCCCGGAUGUCGACGAGCAGAACCGGCUUCUCCGAGAAGUCGCUGGAGACCUACCAGAAAGCGGCAAGAGCAGGGUGCCUCUUCGCGAUGCGGUGGAGUACAGGGUGGCGCCGACCUUCGACGGCCUGGAUUUCGAUUCCAUCUGGAUGGAGCAGCUCGCGGCACCCGCCGUUCGCAGGAAACAGGAGCCUCCCAACGUGAUUUGUCACCUGGAAGCAGGAGCGACGUACAGAACCGAACCGUUCUCUCUUCAGCCUCAAGGUGUCCCCUCUCAUAGGUGCUCUCACCUGAUAUACAGCGCGGCGACUCUAGAUCCACACGACCUGACGGUGGAGCCCAGGGACUCGGAGUAUGACUUGGUCAGAGGAGGCUACAAGGCAGCCGUGGGGCUUCGACAGAAGGACCCUGCCCUGCGAGUGAUGAUCUCCAUCGGAUCUCCGGAUAGGGGAAGGCUCUUCAGGGAACUCGUCCAGUGCCCGGACUGCCGGCGCAGGUUCCUCGCCUCGACGCUGGACUUCCUGAAGAGACACGACUUCGACGGGGUGGAGAUCGACUGGGAGGGCGCCUCGACCUCGAUGUUGAAGACUCUCCUCGGGGACAUUUACGAACCCCUGGCCCAGAAGGGAUACCUCGUCACCGUGGCUAUCAGACCCGAGGACUCCGUCGAUCCCGAAGUCGCCUCCAUGGCGGACCUCCUGCUCCUCAGGGCCUGGAGAUCCGGAAAUGAGAACCUGGCUCUUCAUCCCGCUCCCCUUGAUUUCGUUUCCGACCUCGUCAAGAAGUGGACCGACGCGGGGGUGGAGGCCAGGAAAUUAAUUUUGGGCGUGCCUCUCUUCGGCAGGAGCUACACCCUGAAGUUCGGCAACGCCACGCGAGCCGGUUCUCCCACUUCCGGCCCCGGCUUGGAGGGUCCCUACACGAAGCGCAGGGGUGCCCUCGCCUACUUCGAGAUCUGCGAGAUGUCCGAGAGUCUCUGGCUCUUGGGAAGAGACGACGAAGGAAUGUAUUUAUUGCUGGGGGACCAAUGGAUCGGCUACGACGAUCCUCUUCUGAUCAGGAUCAAAAUGGCCUACCUCAGGUCAGCGGGCCUAGGCGGUGUCUCCCUGUUUAGCCUGGACCUGGACGACUUCCAGGGUUUAUGUGGCAAACCCUGGCCAAUUCUGAACGCAGCGACGAAGGCCCUGGGCAUCUACGACUCUUCCCCCGGGAAGUGCAAAGGGGAGGGUCGCUUCGCCGACCCUGACAACUGCUCGGGAUUCAUCUCCUGCGAAAAAGGGAAACUCUACUUUGGGAACUGCGGCCUAGGGAGGUUCUUCAAGGUGAGUCGAGGCCGGUGCGUAAAGGCCGACCCGGAGAUCUGCAAACCCGGGCACGCCGCGCGCACUCCCAGCGGGAACGAUACCUCCCUGGUGAUGGUAAAGCCUCAUCCCGAGCACCUGGAGCUGCAGACGAGCGGCCCUCGGCUGGUGUGCUACCUGACGUCCUGGAGCCUGUACAGGAAGGGGGAGGGAAAAUUCGUACCCGAGCAUCUGGACCCCAGGCUCUGCACCGACGUGGUCUACGCGUUCUCCGGGUUGAACCCGGAGACCUUGCUAAUGCAGAGCUUCGAUCCGUGGGCGGACAUCGAGAACAAUCUCUACCAGCGAGUGAGCAACAUCCGGGGCCCGAGGGUGUUGCUCGCCCUGGGAGGCUGGACGGACAGCUCGGGUGACAAGUACUCCAGGUUGGUCGGCAGCGCGAGCUCGCGUAGGAAGUUCAUCGCGGCGACCAUCGGUUUCCUGAGGAGGCACAACUUCGACGGGCUCUCGGUCGAGUGGAACUACCCGCGGUGCUGGCAGAGCGACUGCAGGAAGGGACCCUCGAGCGACAAGGCCAACUUCGCCAGGUUUAUCCAAGAGCUGAAGAACGAGUUCGUCGAGCAGGAGCCAAAGUUGAUCCUGGCGGUCGCGUUGUCGGGCUACAAGGAGGUGAUCGAUGCCGCCUACGACGUGCGCCGGCUCUCGGAGGCCGCCGACUUCCUCUCGGUCAUGACCUACGACUACCACGGGGCCUGGGAGCCGACCACGGGGCACCUGUCGCCUCUCUACGCUACCACCUCCGACAGGAAUCCAUUCUACAACGUCAACUUCACCAUGGAGUACCUGGUGCAGUUGGGGGCGGAGAGAGGUAAACUGAUCACCAGGGUGCCGAUGUAUGGACAGGCGUAUCGACUCUCCGACCCUGCGAGAGCCGAGAUAGGCGACCCGGCAGCUGGCCCUGGUAUCCCUGGGGAGUUCACCAAGCAACCCGGCAUGCUGGCUUACUACGAAAUCUGCGACAGGAUUCAGAAACACCAGUGGCAGCCCGGUCCCGGGCCCAGCGCCCAUCACGGGGACCAGUGGGUCGGCUUCGAAGACCCCAAAAGCAUGCUGAAGAAGGCCGAGUUUAUUCUGAGGAAUGGGUACGGCGGCGCCGCCGCAUGGACCGUCGAUCUGGACGACUUCACCAACCGGUGCUGCCUGGAGUCGUUCCCAUUGUUGAGAAGCCUGAAUCGGGGUCUGGGACGCCUGCUGAGUCGUCUUCCCUCGGGAGGAGAUUGCCAGAGGCCGGAGGAACCGGCCACGCCGUCGCCUCCAACAUUGACGACGCACAGCGACGCGAACGACGGGGUACCUAGGCCCACUUCUCCUUUGGGAGGUUCUUCCAGCACUACGGUGUCCACCACGUGGCCUACGUGGACGGAGAGACCCACGAAAACGCCGGAUCAUGUCCAUCCUCCUGGAAAACCCGAUCACGUUCACCCGGUUCAUACGACGGAGCACGUCCACCCAUCUACGAGUACUACCUUGAGGACCACCACCACCAGUGGAACCACUUCUUCGUGGACCACGAAGUGGCCGUGGACGACGACGACACGAAGACCACCCUCCGACUGGGAAACCUCUCCUUCACCUGGCGGCCCCCAGCCAGGGGCCCCUUGUCACCUGGGCCAGUACCAGGCGGACCCCACCAACUGCGCCAACUACUACCGUUGCGUCCUGGGCGAGCUGAAGAAGGAGCAGUGUGCCCCAGGGCUGCACUGGGACGCUUCUCGAGGUAUCUGCGACUGGCCCUCCGCUGCGAACUGUCGACGCCAAAUAGAGAACUCCUCCCCGGCGUCCUGGGAACGUCCUCCGACGACGUACAGGCCACCCCCUAGACCGCAACCGGAGCAGGAUCUGAGCUCCUCGGAAUCUUCUUGCGAGCACGGGACGUACUAUUCUCUCCCAGAAUCCUGCACCACCUUUCUCGUCUGCGUGAACGGCGACCUGGUGGCCCGUGAGUGCGGACCAGGCCUCAACUGGGUGCGCGAGCGGAACAUCUGCGACUGGGCUCACGAGAACCCCUGCAAGGAGGGCCCCCGACCCACCCGGGGCACUUCGCUCUCUAUCCGCGACAAAGUGGAGGAGUGCACCUCGGGAAGCUACUCCGAGGUCCCGGGCGACUGCGGUCGCUACCAGGCUUGUCUCUGGGGGAAGCCGCACGAGUUCCAAUGCGCUCCUGGUCUGCACUUCGACAAAGAGAACCGCAUCUGCGACUGGCCCUCCAGGGCGAAGUGUGGAGGGGGUGGGAACGAGGUUCCAGGAAACCCAGAUCCCUGGGACGAGGUCUCGAUUGCGAGCCCCGAGUCUCCGGGUUCGACCUCCACGACUUCCGCUCCGUGGAGCGAGGUCACCACGCAGAGACCCGCGUCGAGCACCCGGACUCCACGGCCAACCUCCACCCUGGACCCUUGGAACGAGGUCACCACCCAGAAACCUCUGCCGAAACCCGAGAUAGACCCCGCCAAGGUCUCUCCUCUCUCCGGGCACUUCAAGGUAGUCUGCUACUUCACCAACUGGGCCUGGUACCGCAAGGGCGUUGGCAGGUACCUUCCGGAAAAUAUCGACCACACCCUCUGCACGCAUAUUAUUUAUGGAUUUGCGGUGCUGGAUUACUCCGAGCUCACCAUUAAGGCCCACGACUCCUGGGCGGACUACGACAACAGGUUCUACGACCGCGUCGUGGCGUACAAGAAGAGGGGCCUCAGGGUUAUCCUGGCCCUAGGAGGCUGGAACGACUCGGCGGGCGACAAAUAUAGCAGACUGGUGAACAGUCCCAGUGCCAGGAAGAGGUUCGUCGAGAACGUCGUCCAGUUCCUCGAGAAGUUCGGGUUCGAAGGACUCGACCUGGACUGGGAGUACCCGGUGUGCUGGCAGGUCGACUGCGGCAAGGGCCCCGCCUCCGAUAAAGAGGGAUUCGCCGCUCUUCUCAAAGAACUCCACGAGGUCUUCCGACCCAGAGGACUCCUCCUCUCCUCGGCGGUCUCUCCGAGCAAAAGGGUGAUCGACGCCGGCUACGACGUGCCCGCCCUCGCCAAGUACCUCGACUGGAUCUCCGUGAUGACCUACGACUUCCACGGACAGUGGGACAAGAAGACAGGCCACGUGGCGCCGCUCUACUACCACCCCGAAGACGAGUUCUACUACUUCAACGCGAACUACUCCAUCAACUACUGGAUCUCCAAGGGCGCUCCGCCCAGGAACAUCGUCAUGGGCAUGCCGCUUUAUGGGCAGUCCUUCUCCGUCCACGAUCCCAAGGCGGGGACGGGUCUCGGAGCUCCGGCCAGUGCCGGGAACGCCGGCGAGUUCACCAGGGCUGCCGGGUUCCUGGCCUACUAUGAGAUCUGCGAGCGCAUCCUGAACCGCGGGUGGAAGGUCGUCCAGGACCCUCAGCGCAGGAUGGGACCGUACGCCUUCAAGGGGAAUCAGUGGGUCAGCUUCGACGACUCCGACAUGAUCAGACAGAAGGCUCAAUACGUGCGAGACAUGGGUCUCGGAGGCGGCAUGGUCUGGGCCCUGGACCUGGACGACUUCCGCGACAGGUGCGGGGAGGGGCCUCAUCCCCUGAUGAGAACUCUCGUCCAGGUCCUCGCCGACCCCCCCAAUCGCCACGAUAGACCCAUCGAGCCGCCGGCCGUGGGCCAGGAACUUGAGUGGAAGGUCUCUACGAGGCCGGGCGAGACGAUGGCUCCUCUUCAAGAAGCGGAACCGUCGAUUCCCCCGGAGGAUGACGUCGGCUUUAAGGUCGUCUGCUACUUCACGAACUGGGCCUGGUACCGGCAGAAUGGGGGGAGGUAUCUCCCCGAAGACAUCGACCCCGACCUCUGCACCCACGUGGUCUACGGGUUCGCCGUGCUGGACGUUACCGGACUGACCAUCAAGAGCCACGAUCCCUGGGCCGACAUCGACAACAAGUUCUACGAAAGGGUGGUCGCGCUCAAGGCCAAGGGCGUGAAGGUGUCGCUGGCGAUCGGAGGGUGGAACGACUCGGCAGGUGACAAGUACAGCAGGUUGGUCAACUCGCCCGAAGCCAGGAGGAGAUUCGUCACUCAGGUGCUGCAGUUCAUCCAGAAGUACGGGUUCCAAGGUCUCGACCUGGACUGGGAGUAUCCGGUCUGCUGGCAGGUGGACUGCGAAAAGGGGCCCGCCUCGGACAAGGAGAGUUUCGGCAUGCUGGUGAAGGAGCUGAGCGCGGAAUUCAGACCCAGAGGUCUCCUCCUCUCGUCCGCCGUCUCCCCCAGCAAGAGGGUCAUCGAUGCCGGCUACGACGUCGCUCUUUUGUCCGAAUACCUGGACUGGAUAGCGGUGAUGACCUACGAUUUCCAUGGACAGUGGGACAAGAAAACCGGUCACGUCGCUCCGCUCUACGAGUUCCCUGGAGACUGGGAGCCCACCUUCAACGCCAACUUCUCCAUUCACUACUGGCUGGAGCAAGGAGCCUCGCCGAAGAAGCUGGUCAUGGGUGCUCCGCUUUACGGGCAGUCCUUCAGUUUGGCCGAAAGGAGCGAAACCGGGCUGAACUCGCCGACCUACGGGGGAGGCGAAGCUGGCGAGUCCACCAGAGCCAGAGGGUUCCUUUCCUACUACGAGAUCUGCGAGAGGACUUUGACGCAGGGCUGGACCGUAGUCCAGGACCCCGAGAGAAGAAUGGGACCUUACGCCUACAAGGGCGACCAGUGGGUCAGCUUCGACGACGCCGAGCAGACGAAGCGCAAGGCUCAGUUCAUCAAGGACCUCGGUCUGGGUGGCGGCAUGGUCUGGGCUCUAGACCUGGACGACUUCAAGAACCGAUGCGGCUGCGAGAGCAGCCCCUUGCUGAAGACGAUGAACAGGGUCCUCAGGAACUACCCAGACGGCCCGGUGUGCCCGAUUUCAGACUCUCCUGUCGAAACGCCGUCGUACCCGACGUCCUCCCCGGCGACUACUCAGGCAACUGCGGAAGUUGAAGAGGUUCUCACCACGACGUACCCAACCUACCCGACUCAGCAGACCUCCGAACCUUCCGCGAUCUCGACGACCGAGGACUCCGUCGAGGUCGAGGCAGGACCUCCUCUCGAUUUCUCGAUGGACUGCGAGGGUCGAAUGUUCGUUCCCCAUAAAACGGAUUGCUCGAAGUACAUCCUCUGCAACUUCGGCCAGGUGUCCGUCCACUCUUGUCCCAGUGGGCUCUACUGGAACGACGAUCGGUGCGACUGGCCCGAGAACUCCAAGUGCAGGAAGCGGCAGCAGCAAGCGGCAGCCGAGAAUCCUUUGAACCUCGCGGCGAUACAGCAGCACCGGGAGAUACUCGAGGAGGUCUCGGCGAUCCCGAAGAGCAGGAAACUGGUCUGCUACUUCACGAACUGGGCCUGGUACCGACCCGGCGAUGGACAGUUCUUCCCGGAGGAUAUCGCAUCCUCCCGGUGCACUCACGUCGUGUACGGCUUCGCCGUCCUGGACGCGGAGGAGCUGACCAUGAAGAGCCAUAACGUUUGGGCGGACAUCGGCAAGGACUUCUACGGCAGGGUCACCGCUCUCAAGAGCAAGGGCGUCAAGGUGUCCAUCGGCCUGGGAGGGUGGCACGACUCUGCCGGAGAUAAGUACAGUCGGCUGGUGAACGAUCCCGCGGCCAGGAAGAGGUUCGUCGCUCGUGCCCUGAGAUUCGUCAAGAAGCACGACUUCGACGGCUUGGACCUGGACUGGGAGUACCCGGUGUGCUGGCAGAUGGACUGCCGGAAGGGACCGGCCUCCGAUAAGGAGUCUUUCGCCUCCCUGGUGAAGGACCUGAAGGAAGCCUUCCAGCCGUGGGGUCUCCUUCUCUCGGCUGCCGUGUCUCCUAGCAAGAGAGUCAUCGACCUUGGGUACGACGUCCCCAGUCUUGCCAGACACCUGGACUGGAUCGCGGUGAUGACCUACGACUUCCACGGCCACAUGGAACGCAGGACCGGCCACGUGGCUCCUCUGUAUUACUACCCUGGCGAUGAGUUCGACCACUUCAACGCGAACUUCUCCAUGCGGUAUUGGAUCGAGAAGGGGGCUCCCCCGGAGACCCUGGUCAUGGGCAUUCCUUUUUACGGGCAGAGCUUCACGCUGGCCGAUGGCGGAUCCAGGAACAUCAAGGCUCCCGCUUCCGGUCCGGGAAGAGCUGGCCGGUUCACCAGGGCGGCUGGAUUUCUCGCCUUUUACGAAAUAUGCGAGAACGUCAAGAACGAAGGCUGGAGCGUGACGAAGGACCCUGAGAAGCGGGUCGGACCAUACGCGUAUAAAGGGGAUCAAUGGGUCAGCUACGACGACGUGACCAACGUAAUCGAGAAGGCGAACUUGAUCAUUGAUCUGAACCUCGGAGGAGGAAUGGUCUGGGCUCUGGAUUUGGACGACUUCAAGAACCUCUGCCAGUGCGGGAGGUAUCCUUUAUUAAGGACUCUCAGCGAGCGACUCCAAGGCAGAGAGGUCCUGGCUAAAGACUGCACCUAAAACGUAAUUUGUUAUAAGCGUGGGCGUUUUCACUUGUAAAACGCGCGAAAUUCUUCCGGGUGACAUCGAUCACUGGGGGGGGGAAAUACGGUUUCGCGAUCGUGUCGCCCGAGAAGACUCGAUUAAGUGGAAACUCCAUUGACAUAUCCUACGAUGUACUUCAUAUCGCGUUUUGUACUCAACAAUGGACUGCUGUUUUUACUUUCGCCCUCGGCCUUUCCUUCGCAUGAAAGGUUCCCUCAGAUUCGGCCGGAAUCUGGGAAUUAUUAAAAUAACUUGAACGACUUUAGGGGGUUUAAGAGAAAUAAUGAGCGUUGAUUUUUUCAUGAAUCGGGGCCUUGUGGAAGCCCACAAAGAGGUAGUUUAUCUAUCGGUGCCAGGCCUCUGGAUACAUUUCCGCUAGCGGUUAUUGCUCAACUUUCUACGUAAAUCCACCACAAAGGUCGCCCAAGUUCCUCGCGGAUUCCUUCCCUUAUAUACUCGUUACACGUAUCUGCGAAAUAGACGUCGACUCGGCAUUUGCAUCGACCGAACUUAAGCGCGAGUUGCUUAGAAAAGUACGGAACCUAGUGCUCUAGAUACUAGAGCGAGGCGGAAUAUU
Molecule: messenger RNA, 9004 nt
Organism: Orussus abietinus
Lineage: Eukaryota; Metazoa; Arthropoda; Insecta; Hymenoptera; Orussidae
Product: probable chitinase 10
Exons: 21
Coding region: 421-8403 (2660 amino acids)
Biological process (GO): carbohydrate metabolic process; chitin catabolic process
Cellular component (GO): extracellular region
Molecular function (GO): chitinase activity; chitin binding
Source: RefSeq, a predicted model, not a curated record